Molecule: messenger RNA, 807 nt
Organism: Pungitius pungitius (ninespine stickleback)
Lineage: Eukaryota; Metazoa; Chordata; Actinopteri; Perciformes; Gasterosteidae
Product: L-rhamnose-binding lectin SML-like
Exons: 8
Coding region: 273-719 (148 amino acids)
Molecular function (GO): carbohydrate binding
Source: RefSeq, a predicted model, not a curated record
UCUCUCAGACCUGCUGCCUCUUCACGUUGGGACCACACAAGGCCUCAUGAGAUCUGAUUGGGUGCUGGGUUUUCCACCUUCAAAAAGAACCAAACUCUAAAUGGUCCUACAUGUUCCUCACAUCUGGGUCAGGAGGCCCCCGCAUGCCUGCAGCAGGGGGGGUGCAGGCGUCAGCCUGUCUGCCGUCAGCACGGACACAUAAAUACCUGGAGCUCCAGACGCCUCCUUCACUGUCGCUCUUCACUGCGAGGAGGUGAGAACGAGACGCCAUCAUGGUCCCACUGAGGCUGCUCUCCUUCAGCUUGCUGUUUGCUGUUGGCUGUUUCUCUCGAGCUUCUGAGGGAGAGGUCAUUUACGCCUGUUUCAAUGAGACCGCUGUGAUGUCAUGUGAUUUGGGAGCUAAGAUCCAGCUGGAUCACAUCCUGUAUAAGGUUGGUGUGGGGACCAGGUGUGGUGAAGGAAAGCGUUUCCCUGACGACGGACCUGAGACCUUCUGCUCCUUCCCCUGGGCGGAGAUGGUGGUGGAGGACCUGUGUGGCAACAAGAGGUCCUGCGAGGUCCCCGUCACCGAGCUGGUGUUUGGUGAAUACCCCUGCAAGGAGCAGACCAGAUACCUGGAGGUGUCCUAUACCUGCGCCACCCCUCCUCCACCUCCUCCACCUCCAACCAAACCUGACUGUACCAAACCAGGUGAAGAUAAAUCAGCUGAUGACGUCUGAUGAAAGAACCAAACUCACGAGUGAAAAUGUUUGAAACUAAUCUUUACUAUUGAUGGAUUUAACAUCAAUAAAAUCAGUUUCCUACUUC